Molecule: messenger RNA, 905 nt
Organism: Drosophila grimshawi
Lineage: Eukaryota; Metazoa; Arthropoda; Insecta; Diptera; Drosophilidae
Exons: 2
Coding region: 171-695 (174 amino acids)
Source: RefSeq, a predicted model, not a curated record
GCAGCAGCGACGCGAUCAGGAGCGAGCAGCUAAGGCUCGGGAGCGUUAGCGCCAGGGCGAGCUGGAGGCCAAGCGUGUCGAACGCAUUCUAUCGGGGACCCGUGCACCUUAUAUACUGAGUCCAGUACCCGAAACUGGACCGCCACGCACCAUAUCCGAUCGCGAGCGGGAUGCGCAACUACUAUCGCCAGGCAUAUGGCAAGAUACCCGAUGGUGCGCCUGGUCAGUUCAACGCAGAGCCUGAACCUACAGCAAUAGCAAAAGAGUCUUACAAAGAUAAAAUUUUGACAGCUAGCUUUUACGAUAGUUACCAACGAUUAUGGACCGCCGCCGCAUUUGCGACCCGCUUUCAUACCCUACAGGAUGUGGGAUGCUACAUAGGCCAUAUUGCCGAGGUAGCCGCCGCUGCUGCGGAACGUGCCAAGCAAUCACCCAUUAUCAAUGUUUCUUGUGUGUUUGCCGUUGGCGGCGGCAGUGGUGACGGUGGCAGCAACAGCAGCAGUACGCGAAAAUAUACCCACGAGCUGAUCAUGCAGCAACAGCAGCAGACACCUGUCGGUGUUGGCGCCAAUCCCAUGCACUAUUUUCUAUUUCCUAUCUGGACCUGGAUCCGUUGUUGGAGUACCACAAACAUGCUCAUCAGUAUGUAUGUGACCCGAACGGUCAAAACGGGCCGAACUCAUUUUUCACUAUAAUUAUUCUAAAUUGGUUUUGUGAACGUAUCAAUGUUAUUAUUAUUGUCGCCCAGUUAACGAAGCGAAAACACUAGUCGAAAGAAUUCCCAGUGCUAGAAAAUGCUGACUGAGCAGUGUUGAGCAGCACGGCACUUCGAGCGUUGCCAGACGCUGGCACAAUAUACAGAAUUCGUUGAGCUUUCCGCUCAGCAGUUUGCGUGUUUAUACUGG